AUGUCAGACAAUCAACAAGUGCAAUCUACACCUGUUUCGGAUGUUCAGGUUGAUACCAAAGACAGUAAUACACAACAGCAUGAUGCCAGUCAACAAUUACAACAGAAUGCUGAACAACAAGGAACGGACAUCAAACAGAAUACAGAACAGAAAGAUGCUGAAUUGACAGGAACAGUAAAUGAAACUGCUGAUGCAACUAAAGAAAAAAUUAAUGAAGUCAAAGAUGCUGAAAAAACAGCAAGUGAUGAUGUAAAACAAGUCGCUAACGAUGCUCAAGUAGCUGCUGUUCAAUCAACUGGUGAAGCCACAGACGUUGCAGAGACAAAAGUCGAACAAACAACAGAAGCUCAUGCACAAUUAACUGAUGAUGCCUCGAAGAAAGCCGAUGAAGUGAAAGACACAUCACAAGAAACUGGAACUCAAUUAAUAGAUGAUGCAUCGAAAAAAGCUGAAGAACUUAAAGAUACAACUGAAAAGAAAGUUGAUGAAGUAAAAGAAGCUACUCAAGAAAAAGUCGAUCAAAAGAAACAAAGUGAUACUCCAUCUGUGGAUAAUGCAUCUAAAGAAACCGAUGAAGCGAAAACUACUAUUGUUGAAUCAGCUAUUCAUGUUAAAGAUGCAGUAGUUGAAAAAGCACAAGAAACUGGACAUGCUGUUGUUGAAACAACGCAAGCCAUUCCAGAAACGGUCGCUGAUGCUACAAGUUCUAUUGGUGAAAAAGUCAUUGUAGAAAAAGUCGAGGAAGUCGGUGCGGCUCUUGUCCAUUCGGCACAAGAAUCUAUUCAUAGUCUUGCUGGAGCGGCAAGUGAUGCCAAGGAAACAGCAAGCGAAGCACUCGAUCAAGCUCAAGACAAAGCUACCGAAUUGAAAGAGCAAACAUCUGAGAAAGUUGAUGAAUUAGCAUCUGAGCCAAAAGAGAAAACCGAAGAGGUUCAACAAGAUGUACAACAAACAGCCGGUGAAUUAAAAGAGACAGUCUCUGAGAAAAUAGACGAAGCAAAAGAUAAGGCUAGUGAAGUUACUUCAGAAGUACAACAAGCAGCCGAAGAAGUCAAACAAGAUGUUCAAGAAACAGCUGGUGAAGUAAAAGAGACAGCUUCUGAGAAAGUCGAGGAAGUAAAAGAGAAGGCCGAUGAAUUAAUAUCUGAUGUAAAAGAGACCAGCGCAGAAGUUAAACAAGAAGCUCAAGAAACAACUGGUGAAUUGAAACAAGCAGCAACUGACAAAAUUGAAGAAACAAAAGAUGAAGCUAAAGAAUUAGCUGCUGAUAUUAAAGAAAAAGGUCAAGAAGCCGAACAUCAUGGCGAACAAAAAGUUGAAGAAGCAAAAGAAACAGUAGUUGAAAAGGUGGACGAAGCAAAAGGUAAAACUAAAGAACUCAAUGUUGAUGUUAAAGAGAUAGACGAAAAAGUCAAGAACGAUCUUCAACAAAAAGGUGAUAAUGUUGCAACAUCAAACAAUGAAAACACACCUACCAACAAACCUGAAUGA
Messenger RNA from Rotaria sp. Silwood2, 1491 nucleotides. The record is from the annotation of a GenBank genome assembly. NCBI's taxonomy places the organism in Eukaryota, Metazoa, Rotifera, Eurotatoria, Philodinida, Philodinidae.